Messenger RNA from Oikopleura dioica, 915 nucleotides. Lineage: Eukaryota; Metazoa; Chordata; Appendicularia; Copelata; Oikopleuridae. The record is from the annotation of a GenBank genome assembly.
AUGCCACAAGCGGCAAGCUUCCCGAUCAAGAAAAACGUGAUGCUUCCUGAAGGAACUUUUGACGGAAAAGUAGCAUUUAUCACUGGUGGUGGAACUGGGCUCGGAAAAGGAAUGGCUACUGCACUUUCUUCUCUUGGAGCUACUGUUGCUAUCACAGGAAGACGGGAGGCUGUGUUGAAAUCAGCAGCAGAAGAAAUUGAGGAGAAGACUGGGAAUCAAGUUCUUUUCACUUCUUGCGAUGUUCGAGACCCAGUAGCAGUAAAGGAAGCCGUACAACAUAUCGUAGACAAUUCAUCUGUGCCCGAUAUUGUGAUCAACAACGCAGCUGGGAAUUUCAUCUCGCCGACGGAACGUUUGUCCACCAACGCGUUUUCUUCAAUUAUCGACAUAGUUCUCAAGGGUUCUAUAAAUGUUACGCUAGAAACUGGCAAAAGAGCGAUUGCUGCGAACAAGCCAUGCGUUUUCUUAGCGAUAACAACACAUUAUACAAAAUACGGAUCUGGCUUUGUUGUGCCGUCAGCAUGCGCGAAAUCAGGAGUUGAAACUCUGCAUCAAUCACUAGCCGUAGAAUGGGGAAGAUACGGAAUGCGAUUCAAUUGCAUUGCGCCAGGUCCGAUUUACACGGAAGGAGCAUUUUCGCGACUCGAUCCCACUGGUGAUUUCAUCAACGAGGGAGUAAAAGGAAUCCCAACGGGAAGACUCGGCGAAGUGGAAGAAAUUGCUAACUUGGCAACAUAUCUGGUGUCAGACUAUGCCUCGUGGCUUAGUGGAGAUACCGUGGUGUUUGAUGGAGGGGAAUUCAACGCGCUUGCUGGGGAGAUGAAUGGGCUAAGACGCGUGAAGGAUGAAGAGUGGGAUCUGAUGGCAAAGCUUAUCAAGAAAUCUCAUGCUGAGCAAAAGAACAAGUCUAAAUAA